AUGGAAAAGAACGAAUCAGAGGAUAGUGAACAUGAUAGGUAUGGGGUGGUGAUUGAUGCAGGGUCAUCAGGCUCUAGGAUUUAUGUAUACAAGUGGCAAGAUCCAGGAUACCUAUUGGAAGGAAACACUGAUGAUAAUGCUGCGAUUUUACGCUCAGUGCCUCACAUAUACUGCAACAAGAACUGGACUAAGAAGUUUACUCCUGGGCUAUCAAGUUUCCAAGAUAAACCAGAUAAAGCGUUCAAGGGACAUAUUAAGUCACUAUUGAAGUUUUCAGAGACGAUUAUUCCGAAGGAUAAAAUUAAGGAUACUCCUGUAUUUAUUCAAUCAACUGCAGGUAUGAGGUUGGUUCCCCAGCACAAGCGAGAUAAGAUUACUGAGCACCUUUGCCGUAAAAUCCGCCAUGAUACGGAGUUUUUAUUUCAUAACUGUGAGAUGCAAGUACAAACUAUUGAUGGUGAAACUGAAGGGCUAUACGGAUGGCUUGCUUUGAACUAUUUAAAGGGUUAUUUUAAUGUUUAUGAUACGUCCGUUGAAUUACAUGAUUCAUAUGGCUUCAUGGAUAUGGGUGGAGCUUCAACUCAAAUUGCAUUUAAGCCGAACAACGAACAGGAGUUGCAGGCUCAUUCUGAGGAUGUAUCUACAAUUAUAUUAAAAAGCGUGAAUGGCGAUGUUCAGACAUGGCAAGUUUUUGCUGGUACUUGGCUGAACUUUGGCACUAAUGAAACGCGGAAAAGAUAUUUAUCCCAAUUGGUCAACUUAGAUGAUCAUAUAUCAGCCUGCAAUGAUUGUGAAAAUUCUGUAAGUAAUGAAUUGACAGACCCUUGUUUGCCUAAAAAUGCUAAAACCACCUUUACUCUUGAUAACGUAACAUUUAAUGUUAUCGGAUCAGGAAACUACGAUCAGUGCAGCAGAUAUAUGUAUCCUCUCUUGGCUAAGAACAAACCAUGUAAGGAAGACUCGUGCUUAUUUAACGGUGUUCAUGCUCCAAAGAUUGAUUUUGAAAAGGAUAGGUUUUUGGGGGUGUCUGAAUAUUGGUAUACUACUAACGAUAUCUUUAAGCUGGGAGGCGAGUACAAUCAUGUGGAGUUUAGUAUGAAAGUCAAAGAAUUCUGUGAGAGCGAUUGGUCUGUUUUAAAAGAAAACAAUCAAAAAGGCCUUUAUAAUAACUUAGAUGAAGAUUUGCUGCGGGAUGCGUGUUUUAAAGCAAAUUGGGUUAUUAAUGUUCUACAUGAAGGGUUCGGUUUUCCACGCCUUGGAAUAGACAGUUCAAAAAACGUUGAUGAAGGAGCAAAUGUCCCAAAACAUAUCUCAUUCCUUAGCGCAGAUGAAAUAGAUGGUACAGAAAUUUCUUGGACAUUGGGCAAAAUUCUUUUGUAUGCAUCGGGGAUGGUUAAAGUAGGUACUAAGAAAAAGGUUGUAGGGCUGAUGCCAAGCUCCUAUAGAAAGAAACUAGGUGUGAAGUAUAUUUCAGGCUCUCUCUCAACGGGUUCCUUUGACUCUUCUGUACAAGGAUUCAUGCACUUUUCAUAUCAUGUCAUGCUGCUCUUGCUAGUAUGCUUCGUCAUUUACGUGGCUGUUGUAAAACUUCGUCUAUCCCAGAAUUUAAAUUUCUCAGGCAUCAGAAACAGUAUUCAUUAUCUCCAAAACAAAUUUAAAAAAAUUAAAUACAAUGAAAUUCCAUUUGUGGAUCCUUUAUGUGAACUAGAGGAAGGUAUUUUGUCUUCUAAUAGAUUUAAUGUUGAAAGAGACGGAUUUCAAUUCAGAAGUAGGAGCAUGUUGAAUCAAAGCUCCCAGAAAUCUGAAGAGGAAUUUUCAAUGCAAGAUAGACUUGCAUCAGGUGUUGUAUCCCCUGCAUUAUCUGAUGGCACAAUAAGAACUGCUUUUUCUAUGGCAGAUUUUUCCAAGUUUAAUCGUCCAUCAUCUAAAUUUUAA
Messenger RNA from Eremothecium cymbalariae DBVPG#7215, 1935 nucleotides. RefSeq names its product apyrase (gene YND1). The coding region runs from base 1 to 1935 and encodes 644 amino acids. The transcript has a single exon. The record is from RefSeq and is a predicted model, not a curated record. Gene Ontology annotation, cellular component: membrane. Gene Ontology annotation, molecular function: nucleoside diphosphate phosphatase activity. NCBI's taxonomy places the organism in Eukaryota, Fungi, Ascomycota, Saccharomycetes, Saccharomycetales, Saccharomycetaceae. Gene Ontology annotation, biological process: nucleoside diphosphate catabolic process.